GCCAUCUAGAUGUAAAGGAACCUUUGGACUUGCCUUCAGUCACUUGAACUGUACGUCUUCGGACACUGAGCACAUAUUAUUUUCUUUCUCACAAAGGUUCAUACUUGAAACUCUGAAGACUUCAAACUCAACACUAAAUACAAUUCCCUCAGUAAAACUGCUUUUCUGUUUUAUUACAGUUUUAAUCAUCUUAACUGAGCAAUGUACUUUAGUUUCGAAGAAGAGAAGACCGUCGACAAGAUCUAUGGAAAUGACGAAGAUAUUGAGUCGUUAAUAUACGAUGAAGAAGACACCAGGUGUGACACGGGUUUCUGUCAAUCUCCAGUCAACUUGAUAUCUAGAGACGCUGUGUACAGACCUUUAGAUAUUCACAAACCCUUUGAUUUUCGAUACACGGAAUGCCGGGAAUGUGUUCUUCAGAACACAGGGAGUGCUGCACGUGUUAUCUUUCAACAUCCUACUGGUAGCUCGAAUGACAGCCAAUCUAGUUACAAGUCAUAUAUCAUUGGUGGUCCUCUCUUAAACGAUACAAGAUAUAAACUGUCUGAAAUGUAUUUCCACUGGGGGAAGGACGAUACUGUGGGAUCUGAACAUACUGUCAAUAACACCGCAUUUCCAAUGGAGAUUCAACUGAUCCACUGGAAUAGUACAUACUACCACUGUGCUGAUGAAGCAGCCAAGGGCGAGAAUGGAUUAGUUAUUGUAACCAUCUUUGUUCAGGUUGGAAGAAUGCACGAAGAACUAGAAACAUUAAUUGAUAAUUUUUGGGCAAUACAGUAUAAGGGCCAAAGCAAAGUUAUUGGUACAACAUUCAACCCUUCUUGCCUUUUACCACAUCCUUCACUACGAGAUUACUGGACAUAUUCUGGUUCUUUGACGUGGCCGCCAUUUUCAGAAAAUGUCGAAUGGAUAUUACUUAGAUAUCCGCUUACAGUCUCACACCAGCAGCUUUACGAAUUUCGGCGGUUAAAGAAACAUGUUAAGCACGAUCUGACAGUGGAAACAAGACACGAAGAUUUUCUGAACAACAACUUCCGUCCUCUUCAGCCAUUAAAUGGUCGGACAAUCUGGGCAUCUUUUGAAUCUUGAAUUUCAUAUUGAACAUGGCAAAAAUAUGUCAAAUAAAACUUUCAAAAAGGAAAGUAAUAACAUGCAAAACGAAAACUAAAAUCAUAAAUCGUGAAACGUUUUAAAAUAUUGAU
Limulus polyphemus (Atlantic horseshoe crab) is the source of this 1202-nucleotide messenger RNA. RefSeq names its product carbonic anhydrase-related protein-like. The transcript has 9 exons. The record is from RefSeq and is a predicted model, not a curated record. Lineage: Eukaryota; Metazoa; Arthropoda; Merostomata; Xiphosura; Limulidae. Bases 202 to 1089 code for a protein of 295 amino acids. Gene Ontology annotation, molecular function: carbonate dehydratase activity; zinc ion binding.